CCACCUGGCUAGGCCCUGAGCCCAUGGAGCUGAGACCCGACGCCAGCCAGAAGGAGAAUGUGUCCCCCCGGCCUGCGACCCCCCUGAGGCCAGAGCAACGGAGACUCCCAAAGAGCCUGGGUGUCGUCCUGGAUAGUGGACAUGGCCCGUGGGUGCCCAGGGGCCAGGCCGAGAGAGGAGAGCCGGCCACCACUCCCUCGCCAAGGGCAGCCCUUCGCCAGGAGCCCGGCCAAGUCCAGACCAACCUGGCCAGCCCUAGGCCCCGCCUGGGCCUUGCCCUGAAGGACACGACCGGCCGGCUGAUCAACUCAAGAUUCCAGCAGCAGAGCAACCUACAGCCCCUGGGAGUCCUCCCGCUGCGGGGGGCGCGAGCGUUCACCGUCCAGCAGAGUAACCUGAGCGCACGCGAGGCCAGCCUGGCCGGGUGUGGAAGCCGCAGCAGCCCCCACCCCUGGUUGGAGCCUCAGGAAGGCUUCUGGCCUCACGGGGUGCCCCGGGGAAGCACCCAAACCCCAGGGCCACAGGCUCAACCAUCCCCCACCCUGAAGCCGUCCUGGCUUCUGGCCACAGACACACCCUGCUCACGCUCCAGGCCCACCCUGCGCUAUGCCCCCACUGAUGGGCACACACAGCCAGGCCCCAGAUCCUGGGGUGGCCUGGGGGACUGGCCCUCCAGGCUCAUGGGGGAACCCCUCACCCUGGACGACCUGGCUGUCCCCUUCAAGAGCCCAGCUCGGGCCCCACCUCAGGCUGCCACCUCCCGGCUGCUGGCCUCUGGGCAGCACCUGGAGCAGGAGGCAGCCCCCCUCAGGUGCUGGGGGGCCCAGGAACCCCCAGUCCCUUCAACGCAGGAGCCCUGGACCAGCGGUGGCCAGGCCCUCCCUGCUGGCCCCCCGUGCACCGAGCCUGUUCUCACGUUCUGUGGUCAGAGAAAGAAACACCCCCGAGGUCUCAGGGGAGCCCUGAGUCUCCCAGAGACACCGGAGGUCCAGGCCAGCAGCAAGCCCGCGUCUCCACCGCAGACCGCUUUGGAGGUGCUGCCUGGGGGCUUCCCUGACCCCGUGCAGGGGGUCCUUCCUGCCUACCCCCUGAGCCGGCAGCUGCUGUCCAGAUGUUUCAGGGCGUGGCAGCACCUGGUGCGGAGGCGGCAGGCAGCGGCCCUGGGCCUCGGGCGGCUGCGGCACAGGGCACUGAGGCUCCGCGAGGCCCACCUGGAGGUGGCGUACUGUCAACAGAGGAGGGCCCUUCUGGCCCAGAGCUUCCAAAAGUGGAGGAACCUGGCUCAGCAGCAGAUACAAGGGCAGCCCCACUUCCAGGCUGGCCCAGGACCCCCACCCUCUGGGGGAGGCCAGCCCCCAGGUCCCUCAGGAAGGAAGCCAGGGGUGGACCCCGCCCAGAGAAGCAGCCCAGGGAGCCUGAGGGAGGAGGCAGGAGCCCGGCCAAUUCCAUCACGUUCUGGGCCGAGACCAGAUGGAGGAGACGGGAGGGUCCAGAUCCUGCAGGCCCUGCAACGGAUGGCUGUCUUCCUCCUGCGGUGCCAGCAGGAGGAAUGGGCCAGGCAGGAGAAGGGGGUCCAGGGAGAGGCCUCCGGAGCCACGCUGAGGACUCAGAGCAUGGGGAGGCCCCCCCAGGCCUGGGGCCCUCCUGCCGCAGAUACAGCCUGGGUGCCCCCCCUGGCCCCCCAGCAUCAGAGAGCCUGGCUCCGCAGGUGCUUCGGGGCCUGGCGGCGGUCGGUGAAAAGAGGGGCCCAGCCCCGGGAGCACCUGGCUGACCGCCAGAUGGGAACCCCGAGGAUGUGCCUGAAACAGUGGGUGUGGAUGAAGCAGCUCCGGGCAUCGGAUGGGGCGAAGGUGACCCAGCUGUCCCUCUGCCGGCAGAAGGUGGGGAACAUGGACCUGGGCAGCUCAGCCCCUGGUGGGACCAUAUCCCAGGGCUCCCCAAGACGGGACCUCCACGGGGUGCUGCUGCUCUGGAGGGCGAGGCUCUCCCAGCGCCAGCGGGCUGACUCCUUCUCCCAGGGCCUGCAGCGGCAGCUGCUAAGGCACAUCCUGAGGGCGUGGCGCUUGAGGGUGUGGGGACCAGGCAACCCGUCAGGCAGUUCCAGGACCACCUCGGCCUCAGAACUGCUGGGCAGCGCAGCCCCAAGCCCACCGGAGAAGGCGUCCAGGGCCCCCGCCCUCCUGGAGACGCUUCGGCUGAGCUUUCUGUGGGCCGCUGGGCGGCAGCAGCAGGCGCGGUGCCUCCUGCUCUGGCAGGCGCGGGCUCAGCAGUCCCGGGGUGCAGCGAGGUGGCACCAGCACACCCUUCAGAGGCGCAUCCUCCUCGGCUGGAGCCACUGGUCAAUGGCCCAAGGGACCCAGAGGAAGCUGGCUGCCCGCUGGGCCUGGGACCGGAGCUGCAGGGACGCGCUGGGCCUGUGGCGGCGGCGGCUGGCGCAGUGGCAGGAGGCAGAGCAGUGGGCCCAGGAGCGGGGCCGGAGACGGGUGCGAGACGCCCUGCAGCGCUGGCACUCCUCCUGGCAGAGGCAGCAGUGCCUGCGUGACCGGUACCAGGGGUGGGCGCAGCUGCGCCAGCAGGGCCUGCGCAGGGCCACGUUCCAGAGCUGGCGGCAGGCGGCAGCUCAUCAGAGACACAGGAUGGCCAGGCCAGAGCGGCUCGCACUGCAGAGCCAUUUCCAGGCCUGGUGUGGGCCUGCGAGAGACGCGGGGACGCUCGGGGCCCGGUGUCGAGCCGGCCAGGCUGGCCUGAGAAGACGGGCACUGGGAGCCGCGUUGGCCGCGGGGCAGGAAGCCCGCGUGGCCGCAGCCCGGGCGCGGGAGCAUCACGUGGCCCGGGCCUCCAUUGCUCUCUGGAGAAGCCACGUGCAGGGGGGCCGGGCAGACAGGCAGCUGCGGAGGGCCCGGGCCCAGCAGGCCUUUAUGGCGUGGCGAGUGGCCCUGGGCCAGCGCUGUGAGGCCCGCCAGCAGGCAGAAGGGAGAGCUCGGGCCCAGACCCAGCUGGCCCUGUGCUGGACUCUGUGGGUGCACGAGUCCCGCCUCCACCGGCUCAGCCGAGCCCACGCUGCCCGGAAGCUGAGCGCCAGGGUCCUAGAGGCCUGGGCCCAAUCUGCCGCCCAGGGUCGUGUCCAGCGGGUUGCCAUCGCCCGGUUCGAGGUGGUUGGGCACAGGCAGCUCCUGUGGACCCACUGGGCCCAGUGGCGGACAGAGCUGCUCAGUGUGUGGCUGGAACCUCGGAUGGAGGCCCAGGAGACUAGCACCGCCCAUCCCAGGCCCAGGGCCGACCUCACGCACUGGCCCGGGCUGGCCGGCAGAGGGCGCCUCCUGGCGCUUAUGGACACUGCAGCCCCAUGGAAACAGACCCGCAGCUGCAGGCCACAGGGCACGGGGCCCAGGCUGCCCAGCCCAGCACAACAUCGCAGCCCCGGUGGGCAGAGGAAGCGGAGAGAAACGUCCUGGGCUCAGAGUAAGGAGACCUGCCCCUGUGCAAGGACGAUGUACGAAGAAUAUCUCAGCCAUUUUCAGAAAACAGUACAUCCACCCUGCCUGCCCCACCUGUUACUUCUCUUGGGCCUGGAGGCGCGGGUGGAUGUGGGGCACACGCUUCACUCAGCCCCUUUUGCCGCUCACCCGUUCGUGUGCGACAGUGCCGCCCAGCUCUGGAUGCAGAGGCCUGGACCCAGGGCCCAGGGCCGGCCCCCUCCAGGGCCCGGAGGGGACUGCAGCUCUGAAGGCCAGGUGGACAAGAGGCGGCUGGGACCGUCAGUCGGGAUGCCCACAGGGCCUCUCUCCCCAGGAGGAAAUACCUGCGACGCUGGCACCUGGAGGCCCUGCUCCGCCGGCUCCAGGGCUCCCAGCAGCCAGGCGCCUGGCAGGGACAUGGCAAUGCUGGGUGGAUGCUCAGGGGGCAGAGGAGCUGGCGCGGUCACUGGUGAGUGGGGAGGGGCCCUCGCACCAGCCUCUCAUGCUAUUCUCAACCCUAACCCCUACAAGGAAGUCUUCCCAAGUGUGGCCUUUGGACCUACUCAGUCUGAAACCUGGGACAGGCCCAGGAAUCUGCACUGUUCACACACCUCGUGGUGUGUGGCACCCUCGUCCUGGUGCCACAGAGGGGCUGGGGGCCGCGGCGAGCACAGGUGCCCGAGGCGGCAGCCGCCCAGUGUGGGGCCUCCGCACCCUGUCCCCACAGCUCAGGCAGUGGCGGCUGAGAUGGGUCUGGCGCACGUGGCGGCGGCGGGUCGUGCAGCUGCGGGUGGCUCGGCGAUUACAGCAACGAGCUGA
This is a messenger RNA of Myotis lucifugus (little brown bat), 4277 nucleotides long. It is a transcript of the gene CUNH1orf167, whose product is annotated as chromosome unknown C1orf167 homolog. The record is from RefSeq and is a predicted model, not a curated record. NCBI's taxonomy places the organism in Eukaryota, Metazoa, Chordata, Mammalia, Chiroptera, Vespertilionidae. The coding region runs from base 24 to 4277 and encodes 1417 amino acids. The transcript is spliced from 18 exons.